GCAAGUUUGACAUUCCAUUUUGAACUGACAUCCUAAACGGUUUGGGCCAAUUGAGCAAAUUAAUUAAUCCGUGGGUGUAGUUUAUAGUUUACUUGGCGUUUGGAAAAGGCGAAAGAAUUGUGCUCUACGUUGCUGAUAUCUGUGCCGUGUAAACAUUCAAGUAGCAAAAAAGUGUAUUAGCUAUUAGCCAAGAAUUUGUUGCGUUUGCGAACAUUGGCGGUUGCGGCGGCAGCGGACGUAUGUAGAAAUUUGUUUAUAAUAAAAGUUUUUGAAAAGGAAUUUCAAUUUGCAUUGAUUGUUGGCAUUGUGGUGUGUGCGCGAAAAAAAAAACAGAUUGACCGUCGGUGUAUCAAGAUACAAAACACCAAUUCUAAAGGGUGUGGUUGUUGUGCAGUGGUCGAUUAUCCAAGAGUUGGAAUACAUAUAAUUGAUUAACAAAUUCAUAAAUUUUCAUAUCUACAUAUGCGCUGUGGUUUUUGAUGAAGCAGCAUACGCUGGCAUUCCAGGCAGCGGUGAAUGGCAAACGAAAACGUAUUUAAGAUACUGUGAAUUAAUUUAUGCGAAACGCGAGCGAAAUUAAUUGAAAAAUGUAUGCAAAUUUGGCGAUGUACGGGUUUGGUGGCGGUGAUGGUAGCACGUCCGAUUUUGAUUGGUAUUUCAGGCAUUGACAUUGCCGAUUGGGAAAGGGGAUAACUCCGCGGUAGUGAAACGCUGCGACGACCGUGCUGCUCGAUAAAUAAGGAAGAAGCUCAGAAUAAUACAAAAGAUUAUUUCUUUAUCAUAAACAAAAAGAAAUGCUGUCAACGUUCCAGCGCCUGCUAUGUAGUGCAUGUGUAAAAACAAAAACAAAGAAGCCAGUGCAAAAGUUGCAUUGACGUUGAAAGCAGCGACGCCGACUUCAGUGGUGACAGCGUACUGUUGACAGCGACUGCAUUUUAUUACGAACAGGUGCAUACAAAGAGCAAGACGGUCGCUUUUGUUGGAUGGCCGGCGUAACGAGCUAAAGCAAACAGACGUUGCAGAGACGACAACACCAACCACAAAGUUGACGAAAUGUCCCGGCUUGCUGAUUAUUUUGUUAUUGUCGGCUAUGAUAACGAUAAAGAACGAACUGCUGCUGGUAGCAGCCAAAUGUCAUGCGGCAAGAUCGUGCAGCGUUUCCCGGAAAAGGACUGGCCGGAUACGCCAUUUAUUGAAGGCAUAGAAUGGUUUUGUCAACCACUUGGUUGGGGUUUAUCGUACGAUAAGCAAGAACCGAAAUUUUUCACUUCCGUACUCACUGAUAUCGAUGCCAACAAGCACUAUUGCGCCUGCCUUAGCUUCCACGAAACAUUGGCCAUCACACUUAAUAAAGUCAUCGAUGAGGAGGAUGAAGCGGCGGCAACUGUCGGCGGCAUUGUUGGCUCGAAAUUUCAGCCACCCAUUGCGGGUAGCAGCAGUGGUGGCGGAAGUGGCAGCAAUAGCAUUAUUUCACAUCACAGCGUCAUGUAUGCGCCGAAAUGUCUUGUGCUAAUAUCACGGCUCGAUUAUGCAGAGACUUUCAAGAACUGUCUCGGCACUAUUUACACCGCAUACAUUGAGAAUCUGCCUUACGCGCUGGAGAAUCUUAUUGGCAACAUACUUGGCUGUAUACAGGUGCCACCUGCUGGCGGUCCACAAGUACGUUUUUCCAUAGGCGCUGGCGAUAAGCAAUCGCUUCAGCCACCACAAUCACCAUCGCUGCCAGUAACGGGCACAGCUGUUUACUUUGUUUUUAAGCAGUUAGGUAUUAAGAAUGUACUUAUACUGCUGUGCGCCGUUAUGACGGAAAAUAAAAUUCUAUUUCAUUCGAAAAGCUACUCACAUUUGACUGAAAGCUGUAAAGCACUGGUAUCGCUCAUGUAUCCAUUCAGAUAUACGCACGUUUACAUUCCGAUACUACCAGCACCGCUAACCGAAGUGCUAUCCACUCCCACCCCCUUCAUAAUGGGCAUACACAGUUCACUGGUGAGCGAAAUCACCGAUCUGCUGGAUGUUAUCGUCGUUGACUUAGAUGGUGGUAUGGUAACGAUACCGGAAUCACUCUCACCACCAGUACCCAUACUGCCAUCACCACUUUGGGAGCAGACACAGGACUUGCUGGCAAUGAUAUUAUUUCCCAAUCUAUCACAGGCCGAUUUAGCCUUCCCGUCGCUCGAAAAGCCAACGAACUACCCAAAAUCGGAUGCUAUUAUUGAUAAGGAAUUGCGUGCGAUUUUCAUGCGACUGUUUGCGCAAUUGUUGCAGGGCUAUCGCUCAUGUCUGACCAUAAUACGCAUACAUCCAAAACCGGUGAUUACAUUUCAUAAGGCCGGCUUUCUUGGUGCUCGUGACUUAAUUGAAAGUGAAUUCCUGUUUCGCGUUUUAGACAGCAUGUUCUUCACUACAUUCGUAAAUGAGCGUGGCCCACCGUGGCGUUCUGCAGACGCUUGGGAUGAAUUGUACAGUUCGAUGAAUGAGAUUUUGAAGAGUGAGGCGCAAAAUAAGAGUUUGAUUUCAAUACACAUCCAGGAAUUGGGUAAAACGCUCUACGAAAACGAAUUUCCCAGCCAACAAGUUUACGCACAAAAAGUGCUCCGCCCACCAGACGGUUCCUUCCACCGCAUACAUCAGCCUGCAUUUCCACGCAUUAACAGCGAAAAAGUAGAGCUAAUCAUAAACGAUGGCAUGCGUAAGAAUUGCAUUUCGCAUCGCCUGACAGUGUUGCGUAAUCAAAUGCGCAUCAUACCCAUGGGUCCACGCUUGCCCGAAGUGUUGGAAGUGCGUCCGGCAGUAUUAAAUUCAGCGCGACGACUUGAGGUACUUAAAACUUGUGUUGCUUACAUUUUUGAAAACAAAAUUGCCGACGCGCGAAAGCUCGUACCGGCUGUGAUGCGCACACUCAAGCAUCGUGAUGCACGCCUCAUACUUUGUCGUGAACUAUUCGGCUAUGUGCAUGGUAAUAAGGCAAUACUCGAUCAUCAGCAAUUCGAUUUAGUUAUAAA
This is a messenger RNA of Rhagoletis pomonella (apple maggot), 3002 nucleotides long. RefSeq names its product myotubularin-related protein 13-like. The transcript is spliced from 9 exons. Lineage: Eukaryota; Metazoa; Arthropoda; Insecta; Diptera; Tephritidae. The record is from RefSeq and is a predicted model, not a curated record. Gene Ontology annotation, biological process: regulation of Rab protein signal transduction. The annotation marks the transcript as partial. Gene Ontology annotation, cellular component: cytoplasmic vesicle.